This is a messenger RNA of Propithecus coquereli (Coquerel's sifaka), 2202 nucleotides long. It is a transcript of the gene PHLDB3, whose product is annotated as pleckstrin homology-like domain, family B, member 3. NCBI's taxonomy places the organism in Eukaryota, Metazoa, Chordata, Mammalia, Primates, Indriidae. Bases 1 to 1899 code for a protein of 632 amino acids. The transcript is spliced from 14 exons. The record is from RefSeq and is a predicted model, not a curated record.
AUGGGGACGCCGAGCAGCCCCGAGCAGGGGACCCCGUCGCCGCCGGUCCCGGAGUGCGACGCGGAGGUCCAGCCCCAAGAGGCCGCCCAGCCCCAGGGGCACCCCGAGGACUCCCGCGCGCAGGAGGCGCCCGAGGACCCGGUGGAGCUUCCGAGCCACCGAGGCGCCGAGCAGCAGGCGGACGAAGAGGAAGACGUGGGAGAAGGGAGCAGCACCGAGAGCAGCCGCGACGCGCCCGAGGCCACGCCUCCGGGACAGGUCCUCCCACCAGCCCCCUCAUCCACCCCUUUUGGGGACGGGGUGCGAGAGGCGGCGCGGCGGCUGCGAGGACAGCAGCUGGAGGCGCUGACGCGCGUGGCCCUGAUGGAGCAGCGAGUGAAAGAGCUGCAGCGCCAGAGGAAGGAGCUGAGGAUCGAGAUGGAGGUGGAGGUGGCCCUGCUGCGGGGUGAGCUGGCCGGGGAGCGAGUGGCCGCUCGGCGGGAGGAGGAGCAGCUGCGAGAGUUGCUGGGGCAGCCGGCGGCCGUGGAGCUGAGGCUGAGAACCUGGUUGUUCUUUCAGGAACAGAGGCGGCUAAGCCAGGAGCGGGAUCGCGUGGAAGGUCUGCGCCAGAGACUGCAGGAGGCUCAGGGACAGCUCGACUCACAGCCAGAGGACCAGCGCGAGAGGCUUCUGCAGGGAGUGCAGGAGAUAAGGGAACAGCUAGAUGUGGCCCAGCGUGCCUAUGAGGACCUGGAGUUCCAGCAACUGGAGCGGGAGAGCCGGCAGGAGGAGGAGGAUCGGGACAGCCCUGGGGCCCGGGCACCAGACCCCAAGGUCCAGGAACUUCAGGCCAGCGUGGCACAGCACAGGCGCCGCAUCCAGGUCCUAGAGGAGCAGCUCAAGUCGCUGGGGGAGCAGAUGGCGGCCGAGAGCCGGGGGCUGAACCAGAAGAAGGAGGAGGCUCUUCAGGCCCUGACGCAGGAACGGAGCCGACUGCUUGAGCUCAAUCGCCUGCAGGGGACACCUGGUGGGGACUUUUCUGAACCCAACCAGGCCCUCACUAAGCUGCUGUUCACCCAGAAGACAGACCGCCAGCUGCUGGUGCUCCAGGAUCCCGCUGCCCGAGCCCCUGCCACCUCUACCUCCUCCUGCCUCUUCUCCGUCCACAGCUCCCUGCAGGGCUCUAUUGGCCUCCAGAGGACCGGGAGCCUUCCCCGGAAAAGGGGAGAGAGGGCGAGCCAGAGAGGAUCCCCCCGACCUCUGUCCCUCCAUUGUACUGGACCCCUGGAGGCCUCAGCUCUCCCGCCACCAGUGGGGGACUCCAGCAGACACCCCCUCUACCAGCUACUGAACUAUGGCCCUGGGAAUAGCUGUGGGGCCCCCUACCCGGACAUCGCCCACAUGGAGAGGCUCCUGAAGCAGGCUGAUGUAGAAUCCCCCCCAAGCCCCACCUUAGCUGCCCCUUCUUUUCCUCCCCAGGCGCCGCCCGCACCCCCACCCCACCCUCUAGGCCCCCGCGUCUUGGAUCUCCGGCAGCACCUGGAACGCUGGGGCCACAGCCCGGAAAGCUGCCCGCAUGUGCGGGUGUCCGGGGGCUGCUGCCGCGGACCGCUGGUGAAGAUGGGCGGCCGCAUCAAGACCUGGAGGAAGCGAUGGUUCUGCUUUGACCGCCAAGCCCGCCGCCUGGCCUACUACGCGGACAAGGACGAGACCAAGCUCAAAGGUGUCAUCUACUUCCAGGCCAUAGAGGAAGUCUACUAUGACCACUUACGCUGUGCCUUCAAGAGCCCCAACCCCCGCCUGACGUUCUGCGUCAAAACCUACGAACGCCUGUUCUACAUGGUGGCCCCGAGCCCGGAAGCCAUGCGCAUCUGGAUGGACGUCAUCGUGACCGCAGCUGAUGAAAACCACGCCCCCUGAGCGCCCCGCCCUCUUGGGGGACGUCCCGGCGAGGCUCCGCCCUCGCACGCAGGCGGUGGCGUUCCGAGGCCCCGCCCACUGCCGGAAAACCUGGGCCCGCCCCUUUGGAACUCUCCCGGGAAUUCGGCAGGCGCUGCGGCUCGGCUGGCCUGAGCCCUGGCGUUCUAGGUGGCCGGUGUCUUUCCCCGACGGGAUCGCCGGCCCCUGAGGCCCUGCCCGGGGCAGGAGGAAGAUUGCAGGGGCGGGAAGGAACUAUUUAUUGGUGCUCCUGUGAUACCGAAUUAAAUACGGAGGGAAAACGGG